This is a messenger RNA of Salvia splendens (bonfire salvia), 1454 nucleotides long. Its product is annotated as nifU-like protein 4, mitochondrial. Gene Ontology annotation, molecular function: iron-sulfur cluster binding; iron ion binding. The coding region runs from base 276 to 1169 and encodes 297 amino acids. Gene Ontology annotation, biological process: iron-sulfur cluster assembly. The transcript is spliced from 4 exons. The record is from RefSeq and is a predicted model, not a curated record. Gene Ontology annotation, cellular component: mitochondrion. Lineage: Eukaryota; Viridiplantae; Streptophyta; Magnoliopsida; Lamiales; Lamiaceae.
ACGCCUCCACAUCUGCCGCUACCGCUGCCUCGCUGCUGUGCUUACGAAUCUUCUUCCCCUACCGCCUCAGGCACCUCGACCCGUGCUGAACACCAGCUUCCUGUCGCCUCACCCGCCAGCUGCCUCGCCGCCUCGACUUCCUCAAUCGCCGCGCUGCCCCGCCUGCACAGCCGUAAUUGAUUUCUAAUAAUCUUUCCCUCCUUAAUUGAUUUCUUUCCAACAGAUACAACUCGUAAAUUCUGAGAAAAGAGGGGGCAGAAAUCGUUUGAUUAACAAUGAAAAUUUGGGGAAGACUGAUAAAUCGAGCAAUUCUUCUGAGCAGUAGCAAUGGCGGAUUACUAUCGAAACCCUUAAAUCCUCGAAAUGGGGCUUGUGGGGCCGGCACAUUCCGCCGGAACAUCUUCUCGUCUCCUUCGAGUUAUUUGUCGGAUUUGAACAUGCUGAAGUCUUCAUUACGCUUCUCCCAGCGGAAUCAGUUUCAAGAGCAGAGGAGGAGCAUGUUUAUCCAGACACAGUCAACUCCUAAUCCCGCCUCACUGAUGUUUUAUCCCGGGAAGCAAGUUAUGGAGACAGGGAGUGCCGACUUUCCUAAUGCACACUCUGCUAUGAGUUCGCCACUGGCAAAGAGUCUGUAUGGAAUUGAUGGAGUGACCAGGGUGUUCUUUGGAUCAGAUUUCGUGACCGUGACAAAGUCAGAUAAAAUCUCAUGGGAUUUGCUCAAACCUCAAGUCUUUGCAGCAAUCAUGGAUUUCUAUUCUUCUGGACAGCCGUUGAUAUUGGAUUCAGCUGUUGCUCCCUCCAUGGACACAGCCAUCAAGGAAGAUGAUUCAGAAACUGUUGCCAUGAUCAAAGAGCUCUUAGAAACUCGAAUCCGGCCAGCAGUACAAGACGACGGUGGUGACAUUGAGUAUGUAGGGUUUGAUCUGGACACCGGAAUAGUUAAGCUGCGAAUGCAAGGAGCCUGCAGCGGAUGCCCUAGCUCAUCCGUCACUCUGAAAUCUGGCAUUGAGAACAUGCUAAUGCACUACGUCCCUGAGGUCAAAGGUGUGGAACAAGAAUUUGAUGAAGAAGAAGAUGCAACGCUAACUGGAGCGCCACACGAGGUGAUGAUCGCUAUGGAGCACUUAGAUGGGGGUCGUGAAUUUCCCCGUAGGUCGGUAGUUUCUUAACUGAAUCCGCCUCGUACAAUGGAUUUAAGGGCUUCUUUAAGUUAGAAAGUUUAAAAUGGUUGGUGAAUAGAUAGAUGCUGCGUUGGAACUAGGUAUCGAGGCGACAAGGAGGCUUGUACUAGAAGGAUCAGUGGUCGAAUAGAAAAGAUUCAAUCUUGGGAAGAAAUACAAGUUAGUAUCAUCAAGUUUGAUUUGAUUUGAUUUGGAGAUGUUUUGUCUAAGUGUAAUGUAAGAGGACAAGAUAUAAAUCAUGGUAUCAAUGUUCAAAUCUCAGUCCUUAUAUUU